GUGGGCUGCGCUGGUGUCUGAGGCUUCAGCGUCGCAUCCACUAUUCUGAUCACUUCAUAUCACCUUGAAUGGAUACAUCAUGGCUACGUUUACAUGCAGGGUGCAGUUCUUAGAUGACACCGACCCAUUCAACAGCACCAAUUUUCCAGAGCCCACCAGACCGCCUCUGUACACCUUUAGGGAAGAUUUUCCUCUGAUCAAUCAGAUAGCUGGAGCCCACAGGCUGCUGAAAGCCCCACACAAGCCCGAUGACUGUGCCCUCCAACUGUCCCAUAAUGGAAGCUAUUUGGAUUUGGAGUCUACCCUGGCAGAGCAGAAGGAUGAACUGGAGGGAUUUCAGGAAGAUGGAGGGAGGGGCAAGAAACACAGCAUUAUUCUUCGAUCACAGCUUUCUGUCAGAGUUCAUGCUUGCAUUGAAAAACUCUACAAUUCCACAGGACGGGAGCUACGGAGAGCUCUUUUUUCUCUGAAGCAGAUUUUUCAGGAUGAUAAGGAUUUGGUUCAUGAAUUUGUAGUGGCUGAAGGUCUGACGUGUUUGAUUAAAGUGGGAGCUGAAGCGGACCAGAACUACCAGAAUUACAUCCUCAGGGCUUUAGGUCAGCUAAUGCUGUACGUGGAUGGGAUGAAUGGCCUCAUAUCUCACAAUGAAACAGUCCAGUGGCUUUACACCUUGGUCGGAUCAAAGUUUCGCCUGGUGGUGAAGACAUCCCUCAAGCUGCUGCUGGUGUUUGUGGAGUACACGGAGAGCAAUGCUGCCCUGCUAAUAAAGGCUGUGAACACUGUGGAUACCAAAGGAGGUAAAAAACUUUGGUCAAAUGUCAUGGAGAUCCUUGAGGAGAAGGAUGGAGUGGAUACCGAGCUGCUGGUGUUUGCCAUGACACUCAUUAAUAAGACUCUAGCAGCCCUUCCAGAUCAGGACCCCUACUAUGACAUGGUGGACUGUCUUGAGGAGCAAGGCAUCGAAGCCACUGCCCAUAGACACCUGAGCAGAAAGGGCACCGACCUUGAUCUUGUUGAACAGUUCAACAUCUAUGAGAUGACCCUUCGCCACGAGGACGGGGACAAUGAAGCCCAGUUGCCCCCAUGUGGCCGAAAGGACCGCCGCAGGGCUAGCGUUGGUGGUACCAAUGAGAAACGGGGCCUGGAGAGACGAAGGAGCCGCAGACAUUCGCUUCAGAAUAACACAGACCAUACUUCCAGCCCAGCAUCUCCAAGCAGCCCUCACCCCCAUUCCAGCAGCUUCCUGCCCUUCGGUGGCCAGCGGGUCGAAGACAUCAGCGAAAGAGAAGAGGAAGAGGAAGAAGAGGAGGAUGAGGAUGAGGAGGGCGAGGCAGAGGAGGAAAGCCAACCAGACACCGAGCCCUCUAGACAGGGCUCUCACAGUCUGACAGAUACGACACCUUCCACUACUUACUCAACUAGAAAGCCCUGCUGGGCUGAGAGAAUAAGUGGUAGAUAUCAGACUCCGACAUCACUCAUCCAUCGACUCAGUAACUCAGCACCCUCCGCAACUGACUGCAAGCCUGACAGCAAAACUGCCAUUGGGAACUUGUUGACAUCCUCGUACAGGCAACAUCAAGAAUCUCUGGCCGCUGAGAGAGAGAAGAGACGUCUGGAAAGAGAGGAACGUCUGCUGAGGAUUGAAAGAGAAGAGAGAAAUCGAUUCAAUCGUGAUCAUGUGGAAAAGAGGGAAGAAGCAAGACAAGCCAGAGAGGAAAGGUACAAGGCAGUGGAGAGGUUGGCUGCAGAGGAGCUUGAGCGGGAGCGCCCUCGAGUGCCGACAAGAGGACGAACAGAGAUCACGCUGAGUUUGAGUCCAACUCCGAACAGCCGCUCAGUAUCCCGCUGUUCCACAGCAUCACCCUCCAUCUCACAGGAAGAGACAAUCAUGGCUAUAGAGCAGAUGUUGGGAACAGAACAUAUCUCAAGUUCAAACCUCAUCCCUCAGAGCAGAACCAAAAGUCCAGCACCUGAAUUAUCAGCAUCAGAACCUCCUCAAACACUAGAUAACAAGACUGAGACAAAGACAUGUGCAUAUGCAGGGAUUGUUGCUGAGGUACAGAGUAGCGAGAAUGCCACUGCACAGCUGGAUGAGAAGGAGCAGUCAGGAAACAAGAAGGAAGAGAAACAAGAUGAGGAGAUUCAUGCUCUUCAGGAGCAGAGUGUGGAUGAGGUGGGAGCAGAGGUGACCGAUGCACCAGAGGUUGGAGAGCAGAUUGGGAAUGUGGAAGUGGAGGUGGAGUUAGAGGAGAAAGUGCAGCCUGCAGAAGGGGAGGUGGAGGAUAGUGUGGUGCUGAGUGAGAAAGAGAGACAGAACGAGGAAGUGAAUGAAAAGGACAACUGCUCUGCAUCCAGCAUCUCUUCUACAAGCAGCACUCUGGAGAGGGAGGAGCGGGAGCAGAAACUAACUAAAGACAGUGACUCAGGCCAAUGGACUGAGUGUCUAAAGGACGCAGUUGUGAAUGACCAAUGCAAGAAGAUUCUCAACAACAAGCGCUUCAUGCUGGACAUGCUCUACGCCCAGAAGACUGUCUCAGAGGAAGACAGGGACGUAGGAGAGUCAGAGAAGGAUAGGUGUAUAUGUGAGAAGGAAACAGAGGCGAGUGAAUCUGUGACCAGUUUGGCCAGCAGGAUCUCUACACUGGAGGCAAACAGACAGGCCCGGGAAGAAAAUGUGAAAAAAAUGGAUGUGGGGCAUCUGGACAACCAGGGCAAUGUCCGGGCGGUGGCAGAGAAGUUUGGAGAUUUAGUCAAAGGUCUGACGUCUCCACUGGAGAUAGAGGCUCCUAAAGAGCAGCAGCAGACGGACAAAUCAUCUGGUUCAGCUCCUAAGAAGGAGUCCGAUCACAUCUGGGAUCAGUUGAUGGCGUCUCCCAGGGAGCUGAGGAUCAAAGAAAUGGACUUCACGGAUCUUAGAGAGGAGGACGACAUGGACAUUUUAGAUAUGGAGGGUGUGUUAGCUUCAACCCCUCCACCAUGCAGUUCCGCCCUCCCACCACCUCCACCUUUGUUUGGAUGUCCCCCUCCUCCUCCCAUUCCUGGCAGAAUGAUGCCCCCACCUCCACCGUUUAUGGCUCCCGCACCGCCACCCUCCCCUCAGCUGAGUCGAGGGGAAGCCCCUCUGUUCCAAAAGAAGAAGAAAACCAUCCGUCUCUUCUGGAACGAGGUACGUCCUGUGGACUGGCAGUGCAGGAAUCACAAGUUCUGUAAGGAGUCCCUGUGGUCCAAACUGGAGUCGGUUAAACUGGACACGUCCAAGCUGGAGCAGCUGUUUGAGACCAAAUCCAAGGAGCUGUCAGUCACAAAGAAAGCAUCGGUGGAAGGCAAACGACAAGAAAUCAUCGUCCUGGACUCGAAGCGCAGCAACGCCAUAAAUAUUGGGUUAACUGUCUUGCCUCCUCCACGCACAAUCAAGACAGCUAUUCUCAACUUUGAUGAGUAUGCUCUAAACAAGGAAGGCAUUGAGAAAAUCCUCACAAUGAUCCCCACAGAGGAGGAAAAGCAGAGGAUCCAGGAGGCUCAACUAAUGAACCCAGACGUUCCUCUGGGCAGCGCCGAGCAGUUCCUGCUCACCCUCUCCUCCAUCACGGAGCUGUCAGCUCGCCUGCAGCUGUGGGCCUUCAAGAUGGACUACGAGCUUAUUGAAAAGGAAGUGGCAGAGCCAUUGCAGGACCUAAAAGAAGGAAUGGACCAACUUGAGAGAAACAAGACCCUCAGAUACAUCCUGACCACUUUGUUGGCCAUUGGUAACUUCCUCAAUGGCUCAAAUGCCAAAGGUUUUGAGCUGAAUUACUUGGAGAAAGUCCCAGAGGUGAAGGACACGGUUCAUAAGCAGUCCUUGUUGCACCACGCCUGCUCCAUUGUUGUGGAGAAGUUUCCAGACAGCACCGAUCUCUACUCCGAGAUAGGAGCCAUCACCCGCUUGACCAAGGUGGAUUUCGACCAACUUCAAGACAAUUUGACCCAGAUGGAGCGCAGGUGCAAAGCAUCAUGGGAUCACCUUAAAGUCAUUGCGAAACAUGAGAUGAAGCCAGCAUUGAAGCAAAAACUGUCUGACUUCCUCAAAGACUGUGCAGAGAGAAUUAUAAUUCUAAAAAUAGUGCAUCGCAGAAUAAUCAACAGGUUUCACGCCUUCCUGUUGUUCUUGGGGCAUCCGAUCUAUGCGGUACGAGAGGUCAGCAUACAUCGCUUCAGCAAGAUCCUGAGUGAGUUCGCCCUGGAGUACCGCACGACGAGAGAGCGCGUGCUGCAACAGAAACAGAAGAGGGCCAACCACAGAGAGAGAAACAAAACCAGGGGGAAAAUGAUAACAGAUAGUGAGGAUGACGAUGGAGUCAGUGAGAGCGGUAAAUUUGGAGGUGCCUCUUCAGACGCACAGGAGAGCCAUUCUCAGGGUAUCCAGAGUGCUGAUGAUGCAGCUGAACAUGAAAACAUGAAGGCCGUGUUAAAAACUGGUCUGACGGACGGAGAGAGCAGCACAUCCACAGUGCCCGGUUUACGGAGUCGUACCAGAGGCGGCAGUCUUAGAGGGCGUGUUGCUCCGUGGUGUUCUGCCAGUGAUGACCUUGUAAAUUGCACAGAUGACACAGCUGAUGAAAUCAUGGAGAGGAUUGUUCGAUCAGCCACUCAGGGGCCCAGCCAGAGGACGCUACCUCGCGAGAGGAGACGAUCCCGACUCAACAGGAAAUCCUUAAGGAGGACUCUAAAGAGCGGCUUGACGACGGAGGAGGCAAACGCUCUUGGCUUGUCCAGUGGGUCGGAGCUGCAGGUGUGAGGCAGACCAGAAUCCUGCUUGACAUUGAGAUGACUGUCGGCCCUUUCACUGCCCCCUUCCCUGUUCAAAUCCAGACUAAAAAUCGACCCCCUGCUUGGGGCUCAAACCAUGGCGAGCUGGGAUGAGUUGUUUGGUUUACAUACUGUGAUACAAGAGAAGGGAAAACCGCUGAGAAAGAUCUUAAUCUUAAACCUGUGGACAGGAAAAACAGCUUUGCAUUCAAACCACUAAGCUUGGCUUUUGCUGGAUGAAACCAGAACGACUGCUUUUGCAAGGCUUCGUCACGUUCAUCCUUCAAUUGUGACGUGCAUACAAGCGCCCACAAAGGUUUGGCUUUGUUUUGUGUGCGCAUAAGGUUGCCAGUGCACGCGCUUCAAUCCCUGCAGCCUUCCUUGGAUCCAAAAGGCUAAGCGUAGUGCAGAUCCUGAACCCUUAAAAUUACUGUUUGCUGGGGGUUAAAAGACAUAGCUGAGCUAAAUGACAUUUCAUCUAUUGAAUAGAUGGCUUAGUGCGAAUGGUUAUUUUGUUGUAUACUACUGGGCUGUUUUGUUUCAUUUUUGUCCAAAAAGGUGCUUAAAUAAGGAAAAUUUGCACUGGAUGUAGACGUUAGCUAUGAUUGGAAUGUGAGAUUCUUGACACUGAUGAACCACUCUGACAUCUGAAUCUGACAAUAUGCUCAUCAAUGUGCCAGCUAUUCAACCGUAGCACAGUUUUUACAUGACCGAAGUGGACAGAUUCAAGGCAGAUGUGCAUUAGUUUACAGGUGAAGAAGGAAUUUAUUAGUGUACGAAUAUUUUUAAAGAUUAGAAGGAGACAAAGCGUUCAGGGUGGCAUUGUCGGAUCAAUUCUUAAAUAAAAACUGAAAGGCUGGCAAGUAUUCAAGGGAGGCAAAUGCAGUUAGUACUCUUUUUAAAGUUGUUUUUUCUUAGAAACUAUGAGCUGAACAUUUCAGUGCCUUGCAGACAGUUAUUUAUUAAGAUACUUUCAGGGACAUGUGAUCGCAUAUUGUUAUUACAGGUGUGCAGUCUGUGUAUGAGAAGAUCAAUUUAGUGUUGAUCAGUCAGUGUUUUUAGAUCCAUCAUAGCAAAGUAGCUUUUUUGCUUUCAUGGAGAUAUUGUAGUUUCUAUGACUUCAAGCUGGUUUGGCACAUGAGCUGUAUUAUUUAGCCUUUGUAUAAAAUGAGUGCACAUACAACUAAAUUAAAGUAAGGGAAAUGUAAUAAUUGGUCAAACUAAUCAGUAGUUUGAAUGACAUUAAAGGAGUUUUAACUUUGUCCUUUGAGUAUUUGUUUGUCCUACAAGUACACUGCUGUGAAAAUUUGAAGUCAUUGCUCAUUUCCUUAUAUUUUACUUUUCAAAAUGCAGACUAGUCCUCCGGCUUUCUGAAGAUGUUUCUCUUUGAACAUAUUGACUGUUGUUUUAUUUUCAUUUUCUAGUCUGACCGAGACAUUUUAGAAGAUUAAAGCUCGAGAUUAACCAACCAGAAUUUUGUGGCUAAUUUCCAGUCCCCAACAGUAUUUUAAGUAUUUUUCAAAACAAAGACAAAAUGGUUAUACAUAUAUUAGCAAUUAGCACUCUCACCACAGGUAGAAUUAAAAAAAGACAAUCUUGGUGUGUAUUCCCUGAAUUCCAUAGCUUCUUACCUUAACUAUUAGAUUUAACUAGAUAGAAAAGGCUGCCAACAUUCCAGUAUGUUCAGAAGCAGACAGAUUUUGAAAGCUCAAAGAAUAAAAACGAAAAAACCUUUCUGUGUUCUGCUCAGCCCUCCUGUUAUCUGCUGAAAGUCUUGCUCUCUCACAGCCUGAAUGGUUCAAAUCCCUGUACUGCUUUUAUUUUUAAACAUUGUACUGAUACUUUGAGUUUUCUACCCUGAGUAACAGCGUCCAUACCGAAGAAUGCAUGUUUUUUGUUUUCUCACAGUAAUCAGGUUGCAUUUUAGUCUGGUGCGUUCCCAGAUCGGCAAAAGAUCUGACUUUUGACUUCCAAACUGAUAAUUAACCAGUUAUUAUUAAAGAAAAUGUAAAACUAACCCCAUCUUUAAAGUCAAUUAAAAGGUCUUUUUUAAUGAAACACUUGCAGAGCACAUACUCUAAUUUGUAUUUGCCUUAAUGCAAUUGCUAGCAUUAAUAUAUUCAUGCUAGAAAUGCUUUAAUGUCUAAUUUUCUGGCAAAAUGUCACUGGAGAUGCAACGUUAGCACAUUGUGAUAGCUGCAUUAAACUACACCAGCACUACAACAUUUAGGAGUUUACUGCAAUUUAUUCAGCACCUUAGACUUGUGUUAUAACAUAGUGGUGCAUCUCAAUAAAUUAAAAUAUUGAAAAUUGUAUUUAUUUCAUAAUUGACCUCAAACAGCAAAUCUUGCUUUUAAGUGGUUAUUAAUUUGAUUAUGGCUUACAGCUGUUGAAACCCAAAAUUGUGUGUCUUAGAAAAUUAGAAUAUUACAUAAAACCAAUUACUUUUUUUAAUACCGCAGUGCUGUGUCCAAUCAAAGACAGUAUUCCAGGAGACAGUCAUUGGCACUUUGCACAAGGAGGGUGAGCCACAAUCACUCAAGAAACUGCCUAUGUGCUGCUUGUAUGCAAUUAAUAGAAAGUUGAGCGGAAGGAAAAAUGUGGUUGAAGAAAGUGCACAAGAAACAAGUCUUACUGCAGCCUUGAGAGAGGAUUGUGAAGCAAAGUCCAAUUAAGAAUUUAGGGGGAUUUACAAGGUGUGGACUGGAACUAGGGUCAGUAUUGCAAGAGCCACCAUUGUAUUCUGCACAUUAACUCCUGAGCAGGAAGCAUUGAUAGAAGCAUCUGGACUGUUGCUCAGUGGUCCAAACACAUCUUUAAAGAUCAAAGUAAAUUUUGCAUUACAUUUGAAAACGCAGGUCCAAGUUGCUUGAGGUCCAGUAUAAAGUUAGAAUAUGGUCACUGUCUGUGAUGAUUUAGGGAGUCCUUUCAUCUACUGGUGUUGGUCCAGUUUCAUCAGGUCCACAGCCAGCAAGCUAUCUACCAGGAAAUGUUAGAGCUCUUCAGGCUUCUCUCUGCUAACAAGCCUUAUGGAGAUGCUGAUUUCAUUUUCUUGCAGGUCUAGGCACCUGCUCACACUGCCAAAAAAGUAGACAUAUGUGCUUGACUGGCUAACACUCUGCCCUGACGUAAACCCCAUAGAGAAUCUAUGGAGUAUUGUCAAGAGGAAGAUGAGGGACAUCAGAACCAAUAAUGCAGAUGAGCUGAAGGCUAUUAAAACAGCCUGGUCUUCUCCACCACCUCAACACCACUCUGAUGCAGAGCUCUGACCAACUAUGGAGUGCAUAUAUUGUACAGUAAUUGGACACACUUUUCAAAAGGCUGAGAUUUCUGUUCUUUUUUUUUUUUUUAUCAAGUGCUUUAAUAGUCUUGGGUUUUUAAUCACUGUAAGCAAUGAGCAUCAAAAUGAACCAAAACAAAGACUUGGAAUAUAUCAUUAUUUGUAAUACAUCUGCACAAUAAGAGUUUCACUUUUUACAGUGGAUUGCUGAAUUCAACCCUUGAUAUAAUUUAAUUGUGAUGCACCUAUAUUAGAAGUGAAAGAACCCUGAGUAGGCAUGUUAUUAAGGAACCAAUUUUGAGCAAUAAACAGGGAAUAAUACAGAAAUGACAAUUUGUUUGUUUUUUCCUUUUUUGGCUCCAUAUGUGGAGAAGCGUAUUACAGGCUAAAAGCAGUGGAACUCUAAAUAUAAUUCAAGAAAACUCAGCCAUGCCUGAUUGGUUGGUUCUCACAGCUGUGGGGCUUAGAUGUACUUUGCUAAAUCCGUUUCACACUGUGACAAAGUGAGCACAUUAACAAGCAACUUUAAGUUAAAAGCCUUUGAUUUUAUUGCAAUACUGUAUUUCCUUUUAGCCCAUUACAUACUGCAGCCUGUGCCAUAUCAUCUGCUAAACAAAAAUGCUUUUAAAACCAAGGCUUCUGUUGUAUUCAUGCCCACAGCAAAAACGUAUGUAACAACUACAAUAAAAAGGCUCAUUGAAACAA
This is a messenger RNA of Girardinichthys multiradiatus, 8770 nucleotides long. RefSeq names its product formin homology 2 domain containing 3b (gene fhod3b). Gene Ontology annotation, cellular component: cytoplasm; cytoskeleton. Lineage: Eukaryota; Metazoa; Chordata; Actinopteri; Cyprinodontiformes; Goodeidae. Gene Ontology annotation, molecular function: actin filament binding. Gene Ontology annotation, biological process: cortical actin cytoskeleton organization; sarcomere organization; cardiac myofibril assembly. The coding region runs from base 80 to 4774 and encodes 1564 amino acids. The transcript is spliced from 28 exons. The record is from RefSeq and is a predicted model, not a curated record.